Molecule: messenger RNA, 1776 nt
Organism: Trametes versicolor FP-101664 SS1
Lineage: Eukaryota; Fungi; Basidiomycota; Agaricomycetes; Polyporales; Polyporaceae
Exons: 3
Coding region: 35-1657 (540 amino acids)
Biological process (GO): sucrose catabolic process
Cellular component (GO): fungal-type vacuole
Molecular function (GO): sucrose alpha-glucosidase activity
Source: RefSeq, a predicted model, not a curated record
CUCCGACAAGUCGUCCUUAGGCUCUACAGUCGACAUGAAGUCCCGCGUGACAGCCUUCUGCCUAGUAGCGGCGCUUGUCGGCGGCGUCAUGGCUCAAGAUCCUACUGUUCCUGCGGUUCCGACUGGGACACCAAUUCCAGGGGACUACAACGGCCCAUACAGGCCACAGGUCCAUUUCACGCCCCCUCAGCACUUCAUGAACGACCCGAAUGGUAUGUUCUUGGACGCCAACGGGACCUACCACUUGUACUAUCAGUACAAUCCUACGGCAGUCGUUGCAGGAAAUCAACAUUGGGGCCAUGCGACGAGCAGAGACCUCUACCACUGGAUCAACCAGCCUAUCGCACUCUUUCCGCCGACUAGCGACUCCGGAGUCUUCAGCGGGUCCGCCGUCGUUGAUGUCAACAACACUUCUGGCUUCUUCCCCGACCAGGACAACGGCGUCGUCGCGAUCUAUACCCUGAACACACCUACGGCGCAGGUUCAAGAGAUCUCCUACUCCCUCGACGGGGGGUACACCUUCACCGCUUUUGCUGGAAACCCGGUCAUCGACAUCGGGUCAACGCAGUUCCGCGACCCUAAGGUGAUCUGGUACGAGGACCACUGGGUCAUGGUCGUUGCGCUCUCCCAGGAUUUCGCUGUUGCCAUCUAUACCUCUCCGGACCUCAAAACCUGGUCUCACGCAUCCGACUUCAGCCAUCGCGGCCUCCUCGGCCUCCAAUACGAAUGCCCCAAUCUGGUCAAGUUGCCUAUGGAGGGCAGCGAGGACGACAUCUACGUGCUGACUAUCAGCAUCAACCCUGGCGCUCCCCUGGGUGGGUCCAUCACCGAGUACUUCCCGGGCUCGUUCAACGGCACGCACUUCACCGCGGUCGACGAGGCCGCACGCAUCGCCGACUUCGCAAAGGACAACUACGCGGGACAGUUCUUCUACGGAACCCCGGACGGCGAAGACGCGGUGUCCAUCGCGUGGGCGUCCAACUGGCAGUACACCCAGGUCGUGCCGACCGCGCAGGAAGGCUGGCGCAGCGCGAUGUCGCUCCCGCGACGCAACCGCCUCGCGAACAUCACACGCAUCGGCUGGGACCUCAUCUCACUCCCGUACGACCUGCGCCCCGUACUCGGACAGCAACUCGCCUCGCGCACCGAUGUUGUGAACAGCACGCUCGAGGUGGACUACAGCGGGGUCGCGAGCAACGCCGUCUACUUCGAGGCGAACGUGACGGGACUAGCGGGCGUGGGCAGCGCGUCGACGCUCAACUUCAUCAUCCGGAACCCCGAAACGGGGGAGUCGGUGCGCGGCGGGUACUUCUUUGGCGACCAGUUCUUCGUCGACCGCGGUGGCGUGCGCGGCUUCGACAACCCAUUCUUCACCGACAAGUUCUCGACGUCUUCCCUCCUGCGCCCAGAUGGCACAUGGACGUUGUCGGGCGUAGUCGAUCGGAGCAUCCUCGAGGUAUUUGUGGAUCGCGGCACGACGAGCGCGACGGCAUUGUUUUUCCCGACGCAGCCGCUCACGGUGUUGACGCUGUCCACCGCACAGCUCCCUGACAGCGUGUCCGUCAGUGUGGCUGUAUACGCAUUGGAGAGCGGGUGGAAGGGGAGCGAGAACGGGGAGGGUGUUGUGGUGGGCAAUGUCACGACGACUGCCAUGUGAGAGAUGGUACAAAAUUGUCGUCGCUAUAUUUGCGCCAUGUACACGUAGUACUUCGCUACAGUGUCACAAAAAUUCAUGAGUGCUCUUCUGGGUGCUGUAAGUAAUGAGUAGAUGACAUC